UCUAUAAGAUUUGAUGUUGCUUUUCAGAUUUUUGAGAGGGGUGUGAAAGGUAUACCACUUAGUAUAGACUUAUGGAUUCACUAUAUCACUUUCUAUACAACAGAAUUUGGAGAAAAUGAAGGUGCUGAAGAAAAAAUAAGAAAGCUAUAUGAACGAGCAGUAGAAGCUUCAGGUACAGAUUUUAAAUCUGAUAAACUAUGGGAUUCUUAUAUUGCCUGGGAAACCAGUAAAAACAACUUGAAACGUGUCACACAAUUAUAUGAAAAGGUCUUAUCUAUACCCACACAACUUUAUAGUCACCAUUUUGAAGGUUUCAAAAAUCACAUUCGAAAACAUCAUCCUAAAGAAACAUUGCAAUUAGAUGAAUUUUUAACGUUACGACAAGAGGUAGUGAUAUCUAGUAAGGAUGAACAUGAAGAUGAUGGAGGAGCUGAUGAAUUACCACCAGGUGAAGAUGAACCACCAGGUGUUGAUAUUCCACCUGGCCUGGAAGACACAAAUUCUGUGGGUGAUAAAGAUGAAGCUAUUAAAGUUCAAGAAAGAGUAAUAGAAUUACGAGAAGUUAUAUACAAACAAAAUGAAAACGAAGUCAGUAAAAGAUGGGGUUAUGAAGAAGCUAUCCGGAGGCCAUAUUUUCACGUGAAACCAUUAGAAAGAUCACAACUCAAGAAUUGGAGAGAAUAUUUAGAUUUUGAAAUCAGUAAUGGAUGCCAUGAGAGAGUUGUAGUUUUAUUUGAGAGAUGUAUGAUAGCAUGUGGCUUGUAUGAAGAUUUCUGGAUGAAGUAUGCUAAAUAUUUAGAACAACAUAGUACUAGUGGUGUACGCAAUGUUUAUAAAAGAGUUUGCCAGAUACAUUUACCAAAGAAACCGUAUAUACACCUGGCUUGGGCAGCUUUUGAAGAAAGACAACAGAACUAUACAGCAGCUAGAGAAGUAUUACGUGGUAUAGAACAGAAUGUUAAAGGGUUAGUCAUGGUAGCUAUAAGACGAAUUAGUCUAGAAAGAAGACAAGGAAACCAUACAGAAGUUGAACAGUUAUUUGAAGAAUAUAUUCGAACAGCUGCCACGCCCACCAUUCGAUCUUUCUUUUCGAUAAAAUAUGCCAGAUAUUUACAGAAGUUGAAAGAGAAUGCAGAUAAAGCUCGAACUAUUUUAAAAGAAGCAAUAUCUCAUGAUCAGAAAAAUGAGAAAUUGUUUAUGCAGUUAUUAGAUGUAGAAUAUCAGUGUCAUCCAAUAAAGAUAGAUAAAGUCAUGGAACUCUUCGAAAAUGCAUUUAAAAGUGAUAUACCUAAAACAUCAAAAGUGAAAUUAUCACAAAGAAGAAUGGAAUUUCUUGAAGAUUUUGGUAACUGUGUCAAAGUAAUAACAGAGGCAUAUGAUGAACAUCAGAAACUAGUGAAAGAUAUGACUAGUGAUAGUAGAAAACGAUCUGCUGAUUCAAGUGAAGGUUCUGUAGAGAAGAAAAGUAAAACAGAAAUAUCUUCUAAUGGAACAACUGGUGAUACUUUGAUUAAAUCUCACACAUCAACUACUGAUCCCAGUUCUUAUGAUUAUCAUUGGGAUGCAUAUUCAAAUAGUGCUUAUUCUUCUUAUAAUCCCCAUUAUUAUAACUACAGUUCAUAUUAUCAACAACAGUAUUAAGAAUUAAUCUCGGUUUAAUAUAAUAAUAUAAAACUAUGUAAGAACUCAUUUAAGAGUUUCAUGUAACUGAAAUUACCAAAACAUGUGUAACAAGAUCUGUGAUUUGUUUUGUGUGCUAUAUUGUUUAUCAAGAAAAGAACUUGAAAUGUGGAAUAGUAAUGAAUUGUGCAUACCUCUUAAAAGAGUACAAGAUAAUUGUACAUGUGCUGAGUAACUGAAUUUCAUUGAUGCUAAAAAAAUGAUUUGGUACCUGUACAUAAACCUUGAUUAGGUUUAUGCCUUCCUUUCGAUAACCCGUUUACACUUGGAGGUGAUAAGUGUGCCAUUCUCGGCACGGUACCAGGCCACGAUAAGUUUCAAGAAAUUGACCUGUUCACAUUGCUGUACAAUAACCAGUCUCGGAACAGUGCCAGGCACGCCAAAUAUGAAACUCUUCACAGAAAAGUUAAUUUCAGUCCCUUUGUAAAUUACUGGGAUGAGAACAUUUUAUUGCGGUUGAUUUAGUUUGGGUGGCCAUUUUGACAGAACUGUCAAAGUUUGCGGAAAAAAAAGACAAAGUUUAUUUGACGCAUGCGCAGUGAUCUGUACUGUGUACGGUUCUUAGACCGGAUAGUGUUUACACGUCAGUGGGCCACAUUGGCACGAUUAUGUUUAACCCAUUUAUACUACCCAAAAAUUAAACGGGGUUAGUUACACAUUCGAUGGCCCUUGCCAACCAUGGACGUGUUCAUUUAAAAGUGGUUCUUAAUAUUUUUUAUUGAGUUAUAAUAAGCCCUUUAACAAGAACUUGGUUUUGUUUUUAGUUAGUUUGUUGUAUUUAGAGUGCAAUUUUUUUCUAUCACAUUGAAAUGUCACCACCAUCCAUCUGUUGGCCUGUCUUUCAUCCACAAUAUGAGCACUCUAUAUAAUCACUUGUAGAGUUAUUGUCCUUGCUUCAUUUUGUAGAAUCUUGUGAAUGCUCUAACAUCACAAGUUGUAAACUUGUAUUCAUUACUCGGUAUUCAAAUGAAACAAAUUAAGGUACCUAUUGAAUUUCAACAAUUUCCAUUAAUUACUUGUAAAGUUAUGGCCCCUGUUGAAUGGUUUUAAUAGCAAAGUCAUCAUCUGUUCUACUUGGCCUAUGUUUUUACUUGUAAAGUUAUGGCCCCUGUUGAAUGCUUUUAAUAGCAAAGUCGUCAUCUGUUCUACUUGGCCUAUGCUUAUACACCAACAUGGAAAUGUGAUUACAUAUUUUCAUCGCCCCCGUCCGUACAAACAUCCUUCGUCCACAAUUUCUUGUAAACCCUCUAAAGACUACAUUUAUCAUCUGAUUGUUUUGAAAUUGAUAUAUGUUGUUUACAUUUCAAUAAUUUCCAUUAAUUUUUCUGUCUAACGAGAAAAGUUAUCAUCUGAUCUGUAUGAAAUUUAAACAGAUCAUUUAAAUUACUGACAAUAAUUAUGUCUAGAGUUACCGCCCUUGUUGAACCUUGUGAACAUUCGAAUGACGAAAGUUAUCAUCUGAUCUGUACGAAAUUUAAAUGGAUUAUUUAAAUUCCUGAAACGAAGAAUCUUAUUGAAUUUCAGCAAUUUCAAAUAAUUAUUUGUAGAAUUAUGGCCCUUGUUGAACCUUGUGAACGCUUGAAUGAUGAAAGUUAUCAUCCUAUCUGUAUGAAAUUUUUAUAUGCAUUAUUUAAAUUAGUGAAAUGAAGAAGCCUAUUGAAUUCCAGCCAUUUCUGUCAAUUACUUCUAAAUUUAUGGCCCUUGUUUUACUUUGUUGAACUUGUGAACGUUCAAAUGACAAAAGUUGUAAUCUGAUCUGGACGAAAUUUAUAUACAUUAUUUGAAUUAGUAAAACUAAAAAGCUGGUCAAAUUUCAACAAUUUCUGUAAAUUACUUCCAGAGUUAAGGCCCUUGUUUCAGUUUGCAGAACCUUGUGAACCCUCAAACGAUGAAAAUUAUAAUCUAAUCUGUAUGAAAUUGUCUUGUAAAUCAAUGCCCCCAAUUAUCAACAAAAGAAUAAAUGUCUGACAACCCUUGUCGAUUGCACGGACGAUUUAGCUGCUAUGGGCGUAUGUUUCGUUGUCUAGCAACCUAUCUUUUGAUUAUUGCGAUGAAUCACAAUUGGAAUAAUUUCUGAUAAUAUAGUUUCCUAAAAUCUUGUGAACCUGCCAAUGGUGUUAUACAUUAUAAAGAAUUUUCUUUUUAUUUACAUUGUAGUCUUUGUUUAGUUGCUUGGCAACCUGUCUUUGUUAAAUAUGUAGUGUUGUUGUUAUUUCAAGUACUGCUAAGUAUUUGUGAAAGAUAAAAUUAUAUUCAUGCAGAACAGAAAAUCUGCAUUGAUUGGAUGGGAACAUGGAAAUGUAGUCUAGAGUCUAGACGGAAGUAAAUUCUGUCCCCUCUUGUGCGGGUAUAAUUCCCCAAUCAAGUGCACACUUUUAGAGGUUAAUUAUACCUUAUUUUAGUUGCCUAGUUACAUAACCAACAGGAAGCAAUCAGCGGAAAAAAAUAUCUACAUUACUUUUUCCUGUAAACUUGACCAAAAUAAAGUCUUAUUCAAAACGUAAA
Messenger RNA from Patella vulgata (common limpet), 4185 nucleotides. RefSeq names its product pre-mRNA-processing factor 39. Gene Ontology annotation, molecular function: protein binding. Lineage: Eukaryota; Metazoa; Mollusca; Gastropoda; Patellidae. The record is from RefSeq and is a predicted model, not a curated record. The transcript has 12 exons. Gene Ontology annotation, biological process: mRNA 5'-splice site recognition; RNA processing. Gene Ontology annotation, cellular component: U2-type prespliceosome; commitment complex; U1 snRNP. The annotation marks the transcript as partial.